Molecule: messenger RNA, 2785 nt
Organism: Vicugna pacos (alpaca)
Lineage: Eukaryota; Metazoa; Chordata; Mammalia; Artiodactyla; Camelidae
Gene: AQP1
Product: aquaporin 1 (Colton blood group)
Biological process (GO): carbon dioxide transmembrane transport; hyperosmotic response; renal water transport
Cellular component (GO): membrane
Molecular function (GO): carbon dioxide transmembrane transporter activity; glycerol transmembrane transporter activity; water channel activity
Source: RefSeq, a predicted model, not a curated record
CAGGCUGUGGCUCAGCUCUCGGAGGGAGGCAAACACCAGGCAGCGGUCUCAAGCCAAGCCCCCUGCCAGCAUGGCCAGCGAGUUCAAGAAGAAAAUCUUCUGGAGGGCGGUGGUGGCCGAGUUCCUGGCCAUGAUCCUCUUCAUCUUCAUCAGCAUUGGCACUGCCCUGGGCUUCCAGUACCCGGUGAAGAACAACCAGACGGCAGGUGCGGUCCAGGAUAACGUGAAGGUGUCACUGGCCUUUGGGCUGAGCAUCGCCACACUGGCCCAGAGCGUGGGCCACAUCAGCGGCGCCCACCUCAACCCAGCGGUCACACUGGGGCUCCUGCUCAGCUGCCAGAUCAGUGUCUUCCGGGCGAUCAUGUACAUCAUUGCCCAGUGUGUGGGGGCCAUCGUCGCCACUGCCAUCCUUUCGGGCAUCACCUCCUCCCUGCCCAGCAACUCACUUGGCCUCAAUGCGCUGGCCCCUGGCGUGAACUCGGGGCAGGGCCUGGGCAUCGAGAUCAUCGGCACCCUGCAGCUGGUGCUGUGCGUGCUGGCCACCACCGACCGGAGGCGCCGCGACCUCUCGGGCUCAGGGCCCCUUGCCAUCGGCUUGUCUGUGGCCCUGGGACACCUGCUGGCGAUCGACUACACGGGGUGCGGUAUUAACCCUGCCCGGUCCUUCGGCUCCGCGGUGAUCACGCACAACUUCCAGGACCACUGGAUUUUCUGGGUGGGGCCGUUUAUUGGGGGAGCCCUGGCCGUGCUCAUCUACGACUUCAUCCUGGCCCCGCGCAGCAGUGACUUCACAGACCGCGUGAAGGUGUGGACCAGCGGCCACGUGGAGGAGUAUGACCUGGAUGCUGAUGACAUCAACUCCAGGGUGGAGAUGAAGCCCAAAUAGGGGGACCCCCGGCCCAGGCAUCCACGUAGGGCGCGGGGGUCAGGGGCGGGCAGAGGGAGGGGAGGGGCGAAAUCCAUAUUGUAGACACUCUGACAAGCUGGCCAAAGUCACUUCCCAAAGAUCCGCAGCACCUGCGUGGUCAAGCCUUAUUUGGGGCUGUUUCUAUUACCUUCUUUCUCUUUCUCUGUUUCCCGGCCUCAGGGCUUCCUGGGGACCAAGAGUAACCAAUCACCCACUCCCUUGAAGUCACAGAGGAGGUGAAAGAGAGGGACCCACCCUGCUAAGUUGUCCCCUCAGAGUGUGACAGGAGAUGUGCCAGAAAGCUCCCCCUCACCCGAAGUUGCUCACCAACUCACCUGCUGCAGGUGCCUGGGGCUCCACUGUGAUGGCUCCGUGCCUUUGGGCCUGGCCCUCUGUCUUGCAAUGUGCACCUGACCCCAAGGGUGCUCCGAGGGGGAGAUUCCAGCAAGUGCAGUGGUGGGGGCAGGGGGCAGACAAGCCUCAUCCUUGAGACCUGACUUGCUUCCAGGCCGCCCCCUCCCCCCCCCCCCCGGGAUGUGCUACACAACCUUGGGAACAUCCCUAUCUUGGGGCCUCAGUGAUCCUGUCUGUAAAGUAGCAGGGCCAGGGAGAACCCCUCUCUAGGGUUCUGUGGGUGUAGACAUGCUGCAGGUUCUCGAAGAUGUAGUCUGGACCAGCGCCGCUUCAUCCACUGGCCAAGUGUAUCACUGUAUCUGCACGUCCAUGCAAACACGUGUACACAGGCAUAUGUGUUUCGAAGUGAAAAGCAACAGACCAUCCAGCCUCUCGAAGUCUCCAUCCCUGGGGGAGCAGGGCUGAUCCCUGUGCAGUGUCCAGUGGACUGGACAGAGCUGGCUGUUGCAAAAUGAAGGCCCUUAAGAGGGCGAGGGAGGAAUGCCCGUGUUCCUUCACUGAGUUGUAGUUGGUCUUUUCCACCCAUCACUGCAUCACCCUGAUCAUUAAUUGGUUCUUCACUUUCUCUUGCCCGUGCAGACACAGGUCACUAUUAUGCAAGUGUAUGUUUAUUAAAGGGCACUUGGUCAUCUGAAGGUUAUCAAGCCUGAGGACAGAUGACCGUGGUUCGAAUCAGCCCUCAGAGGGGGUUGCCCCUGAUGGAUCCUUGAGUGGGGGUUUCCAAGCCCCGAGCUGGUCCCAGAGUGGGAGGAGGAACAGGUCCCCCUUGUUCCCGAGCUCCUGAUGGGUGCGUGUGGGGCAGCAGGGAGACCCAAGCAGGCUCCCCAGGCCGCAGCCUGCCCUCCUCACUUAUUUGGAGGGGAGGUUUGGUCUUGACCUGAUGAAGUAGCUAUGGUGACAGCCCAAGGGCAGUUCAAAGCACAGUCUGUUUGAUGGGGAGCCAUCCACACAGUCCAUUCAGUUCCACCAGGGCCAGAGCAGGUCUCCCCAUGUUCCAUAGCCACGAUGGUGACAAAAACUGAGACGCACAAUACACAGGUGUCUAGAAGCAGCAGGACCACCAGGAGGCCUUUCGUGGCCACGGCCCAUCGGGACAUCCACACACUCUCUUCCCUAUCCCUAGCAAAAGACUUCUAGCCCAUUUAACAGAUAAAGAAACUGAAGCCUAAGGACCCACAGCUAGAUAAUGAUUUGGCCAGGCCUAGCAGCCAGUGUCAUGUCUCUGGCUACUUCCUGGACCGUGAGACCGGCCCCUCUCAUUCCCAGCUUCUGCAUUUCUGCCUGGGCAAUGGUCAGGGCCCGGGAGGAGCGAGGGUUGUGCUGGAGGGAGAGGAGGGCAGACCCACUUCCUGUCUUGUUCCAGCUGCUGCAUACCAGGACCUUGCAUCUGUCUGCUCUGCGCAUAUGUCUCUUUGAAAUUGGAAUGUCAUUAUACAUUCAGAAAAUAAAUAAUAAUAUAGUCAC